Messenger RNA from Galendromus occidentalis (western predatory mite), 1719 nucleotides. RefSeq names its product 4-chlorobenzoate--CoA ligase-like. The record is from RefSeq and is a predicted model, not a curated record. The coding region runs from base 1 to 1719 and encodes 572 amino acids. Lineage: Eukaryota; Metazoa; Arthropoda; Arachnida; Mesostigmata; Phytoseiidae. Gene Ontology annotation, molecular function: CoA-ligase activity. The transcript has 9 exons.
AUGGAGGGCGAAGCGGUCCCAAGAGACAUUCUCGUGGACUUGGAGGAAGCUGAGAUAUCCAAUGUUCGUGAAGUUCUAUUCGAUACGACUCGGACCCUCCCGCAAGCGCUACGGAACACCUGGCAAGGCAUGGGAAACAGCGUGGCGAUGACCCAUGGCUACACUGGACGUCAGCUUAGAUUUUCGGAGCUCCUCGAGGCCGUCAACCGGUUGGCGAACGCCUUCCAUGCUGAAGGUCUCCGCCAAGGUCAAGCGAUUCUUGUGCUGGCCCACAGCUCGCUCGAGGUCUACAUGGCCCUUUUCGCGGCCUGGUUCAUUGGUUGCGUCACAGUUCUCGCGAGUAGCUCAUGGUCAUUCGCCUAUCCUUUUCCUCAUUCCAUCACGCCUAAAUCAAAACUCGACGGUGAAGGAACCAUCUCGAAGGUACUUGAGCGAUGCAAAAUGGAAUUCGUGAUCGCAGAUGGGACCUCCAUAUCCCUCGUGACAAAACUCGCGGAUUUGACCCAUGCUAAUUUCAAGCGAAUAUUCUACACUGACGACCCACUCUCAAUUCCGAUGAUGCUGCAAUCUUGCUCUGGGGAGCAACUGACUGAUAUCGGAUUUCCUGUAGAAUGUCAUCCGGAGGAUGUCCUUUUCGUUGCUUUUACAUCGGCAACUACCGGCGAGCCUAAACCGGUCCCCGUGACUCAUUUCAGCUUUCUUGCGAUGACUGCCGUUUCCUUGGAUUGUGGUUUAUACGGCACGGACAAACACCUCCUGGUGUGGGCGCCCCCUCAUCACAUCGCGGGGAUCACCGUCACGACCGCGUCUAUGCUGUGCGGAGCGAGGAUCGUCGUAGUUCCCGAACGAACUGCGCACAUGGACCCUCAUCAGAUCGCCUUCAUCUGUGAGAAUCACAAGGUCAACUGUCUCAUCGGGUGCUCCGACUUCAUCAGCGGCUUACUGCAGAGGAACCUGCGGCAUUGCUUCGAGGGGAUUUCCUCGGUUGUCACGACUGGAUACUCACCCGAACAAGGACGACUGAGAGAAAUGAGAGAAUUCUUCAGUCUGAGAGAGGAAGUCAAGAUAGCUUACGGAACGACUGAGACUAUCGGACCCGUCCUCAUUUCGUCCCAGGCCGAGAGCCCUCCGAUGAAGGCGGUCCCGUUGCCUCACUUCAAAGUCCGUGUCGUGAACUCCCGGAACGAGCCUGUCGCUCCGGGCUUCGAGGGAGAAAUUUUGAUCAAAGGCACGUUUGUCGCCUCAGCCUAUUGGAGUGGAACGAGUCGCGAAGGGGACGAGCCUCACGACGAUGUCUGUCAAUGGAACAAUGACAAUUUCACAAGUGACGGCUGGUUCAGGACAGGAGACCUCGGCCUGUACAACGAAUACGGUCACGUGACGGUCAUUGGUCAGAUGCAAGACGUGAUCCCUCUAGACAAACACCGCAUACACUGCUCAUUGCUCGAGGAAUUCUUCCUCGAACACGAAGCUGUCCGAGAAGUCAAAGUCGUGGCCGUACCUCGAGAGAACGGUCUAGAAGUCAUCGCCUGCAUAGUCCCCGACCCGGGCACGCCGGAUGCCGUGCUCCUGGCCGACCUGUAUGACGCGAUCGACUCGUCGGCGUUCCCUGUCAAUCGAGUUCACAGGGUAUUUCUUUUCGACGACCUGCCCAGGACUGCUUGGAGACGACCUUCGAGGAGGAUCCUAAUAAGCCAAUUAAGAACUACAUCGCUCUAA